Messenger RNA from Pelobates cultripes (western spadefoot toad), 1119 nucleotides. The record is from the annotation of a GenBank genome assembly. Lineage: Eukaryota; Metazoa; Chordata; Amphibia; Anura; Pelobatidae.
AUGCCAUUCACGCCAGUAAUCCUCUCCCAAUUCCUUGUUCUUGCCACUCCUCUUUAUUACUGAAUUCACCUCUCUGUCUAAACCUGUCUCCCCCCUCCUCUCCUCCACACCUCUCUCCUCUAUCAGAUUCCAGAGUCCUGGGUUAGCAGGAAAGUCACACAGGAAUUUCUAUAUUACUGGAAAACAACAGGACGCAAAUACAAGUAUGGCACUGAAGCAAAAAAGAGAGAACAGAACCCAGGGAGGAAAAAGAGAUCAGAACCCGGGGAAGAAAAAGAGAUCAGAACCCGGGGAAGAAAAAGGAAAUCAGAACCCGGGGAGGAAAAAAGAGAUCAGAACCCGGGGAAGAAAAAGGAGAUCAGAACCAGGGGAGGAAAAAGGAGAUCAGAACCCAGGGAAGAAAAAAGAGAUCAGAACCCGGGGAAGAAAAAAGAGCUCAGAACCCGGGGAGGAAAAAAGAGAUCAGAACCCAGGGAGGAAAAAGGAAAUCAGAACCAGGGGAGGAAAAAGGAAAUCAGAACCAGGGGAGGAAAAAGGAGAUCAGAACCCGGGGAGGAAAAAGGAGAUCAGAACCCGGGGAAGAAAAAGAGAUCAGAACCCGGGGAGGAAAAAAGAGAUCAGAAGCCGGGGAAGAAAAAGGAGAUCAGAACCAGGGGAGGAAAAAGGAGAUCAGAACCCAGGGAGGAAAAAGAGAUCAGAACCCGGGGAAGAAAAAGAGAUCAGAACCCGGGGAAGAAAAAGGAAAUCAGAACCCGGGGAGGAAAAAAGAGAUCAGAACCCGGGGAAGAAAAAGGAGAUCAGAACCAGGGGAGGAAAAAGGAGAUCAGAACCCAGGGAAGAAAAAAGAGAUCAGAACCCGGGGAAGAAAAAAGAGAUCAGAACCCGGGGAGGAAAAAAGAGAUCAGAACCCGGGGAGGAAAAAGAGGACAGAACCUGAACAAAAAAGAAAAUGACAGCACCCAGAGGAAAGAAUACAAAGAACAGAAUUUAGGAAAACAAGAGCCCCAUUCACAGGAAGGGAGAACAGCACCCAGGGGAAAGGAUCAGCACCUGGAGGUGAACCUGUCAUCCAGGGGAGAAUCCGACACUGGUGCACUCACAGAAGGGACAAUAGUGUAA